Molecule: messenger RNA, 2529 nt
Organism: Penicillium arizonense
Lineage: Eukaryota; Fungi; Ascomycota; Eurotiomycetes; Eurotiales; Aspergillaceae
Product: PSP1 family protein
Exons: 3
Coding region: 1-2529 (842 amino acids)
Cellular component (GO): cytoplasm
Source: RefSeq, a predicted model, not a curated record
AUGGCUGCGCCAUCUCAGAAACCAGUUCCGGCACAGUCGUCCCCGCCGCCUGCUGCGGCGGCUGCCUCUGCUAUUCUCGAGAAGACUCACCCUGGUGUGCGUCGCUCGACUCCUGACUCGGACGCGCUUGCUUCUUCAGAUGACGACGGAGACCAUGUGGCCCAAGCCCAGAACAUAAUCCCACCUACUACCCGACCACCGGCACGCCGAACCUCGUGGCUGAAUGAGGUACCACUUUCAGCCCAACGCAAACAUUCCCUACCGGGAGGUCUCCUGUCAUCUGCUCCUUCCAAUCCUACCAGUCCCGCCACAGAACAGGCACCCUGGACGACAAAUACAAGUCCCGGGCUUGCUGGCUCCUUCAGUUGGAACCAAACCGGAGGAAGCUCCUUUCCCUGGGCUCCAGGUACAGGCAUUUGGAAUACCGAAUCCCGCAAGGAACCGCCAUCCCGCCUGUCAGAAAUGGUCCCUUCUCCUACUAUGACGAAUCCAGCUCCUGCCACCACCAUGCAAGAUGAAAUGCUGAGCCCGAUAACUCGUACCAUUUCUGGUGAAUCCGCUAUUCCAUUCUCUAUCCCGCUGCACCCUACUCCCAAAACCUAUCGAUCCCAGUCAUAUUCUGUUGGUCAAAUGGACCCUGAGUUCGUUGGCCUCACUGGUAAGUCUGGCGCGGGCGCUGGUACUGGCCAAUUUGCGGGUGGUCGCUCGCGCGGACCAGGACAGAUGUCGGCUGUUCAGCCUCGAGCAUCGCGUCCCAGUGUACUGGGUGAACUAGGACACGAUCCUGCCAUGCUCGGUCAGGUCCGCGAGGACGAUGAUGGUGACGAAAGCCUCAACAGUUCAGAAGGUGACACGAACUAUUCGGCUAGUCAGGCCCGAAGGAUCGAGCAGCUUGCACGUGAGAAUGCACUUUUACGACAAGCUGCUGCUGCAGGUCAAGCAGACAAUAGAUACCGCGAGCGCGCUGGAUCAGCUGCGUCUCUAGGCGGAGGAGUUCAUUCGUUGCAUCGCAUUAGAGGUGGUGUUCCAGAGGAAGACUUGGCCGUGGAAGAUCUGGGAGAAUUGCGUGAUAUUUCUGGAUACAACAUGCACGGCAAUAAUAGACGUCGCUUCUCUGAACAUUCACCACACCCGGAACCGCCAUUCUCGUCUUUCGCUCCCCCGCUCGAGAACCGUGCUCUGGAGAAUGUGCGCAAGGCUCACUGGCAGACUUCUCUCGGCUUUGGACGUAUGGCCGACAUGCCUCAGAGCCGCCGUCACUCCUUUGCAGAUAUUCCGAUGCGGCAUGGUUCAAUCGGUUCGGUUGACUCCCUCAACUCUGCCGCUCCUCGUGCAGCUAUGGGAGAUCGCGAAGAUGGUUAUGGCAUCAAUGACUACUCUAACCCAUCAUACUAUGCCCGUGAACAGACCUUGCGUGGCGAUGGCUCCUCGGGUAUUCCUGCUUCUCUUAACCAAUACGCCAUGUCGGGUGCGUAUGGUCGCCAGCAACCCGCCUUGUCCCACGCCCACCAGAAUCAGCUUCUAUACAUCGUCACCUUCAAGUGUCACCGCGCAGACGUUUUCUACAUCCAAGAAGACACCGGUCUCCAAGUGAACAAGGGCGAUUUGGUCAUUGUUGAGGCGGACCGGGGCACAGACCUGGGCACCGUUCAACAUGCAAACAUCUCUUUACAAAAGGCCAGAGAGUUGAAGCAACAAUACGCUGAAGAGCAUUACAAGUGGCUUAUGAUGUUCUCUCGGCAGGGUCAGCUUGAAGGUUCCAACGUCACCAGCCCCACAGGCCCGAAUGCUAGAAGUGCCACCGGUGGCAUGGGUCCUCAUGGUCCACACAGUGUGCAGGAGCCUACAACCGACCUGAAGCCUAAGCUCAUCAAACGCCUAGCACAGCCCCACGAAAUCCUGACUUUGCGCGACAAGGAAGGAAACGAGGCCAAGGCCAAACGUGUCUGCCAGCAAAAGGUAGUUGAGCAUCGUCUGAACAUGGAGAUCCUCGAUGCUGAGUUCCAAAUGGACUGGAAGAAGCUCACGUUCUACUACUUUGCGGAUUCAUACAUCAACUUCAACUCGUUAGUGACAGACCUCUUCAAGAUCUACAAAACUCGCAUCUGGAUGUCCGCCAUCAACCCGGCUUCAUUCGUCACUCCCCCAACCCCCGGUCUACCCGGCCCAGGCCCAGGCUCAAUGCCUAACCCGCUGUACACCCAAGAGACUCCAGACCGCCGUCAUCAACACGAUGGCAGACAACAUGGAGUGCGAGAGCCCGUCGACACAGGCCGUGACAUGCAGAACCCAGUGGGCAUGCUCCGCACAGCCUAUGGCGACACCUACCAGCCUUUCACCCAGCCUUCUCGCCAGCCAGACUCAUCCCAGUCGGAUCCCUUCGCCGCAUAUUCCCCGCCGGCAUAUGGUCCUCUCGAUGGAGCAUUCGAUUAUGGUGCCGUCAGUGCCGCCUCCAACGGUGCUACACGCAUGCACCCAGCGCAAGGUGAAUGGGUCGGUCGAUUCCAAGGUCUAUCCCUCAACUCCUGA